CUCUCUCUCUCUCCGCUCUCUCAAAAGCUACAAAAGACCUCGACAUGGGUCUUCCCUUUUUAAUCCACGAGGGGUAGGAGAAAUCAUGUUGACGCUCACUGUAUCUGCUUCGACCUCGCCCCGACACUGAACCAAUCUCUCUCUCUCUCUCUCUCUCUCUCUCUCUGUUCACUGUUCAUUCUGAGAAUGGAGUCUUGGAGGCAUGCUUUGGAAGAGAAGAGUCCUUUCUUAUGUGAUGAAAAAGUGUCAGUGGGAUGGAACAUGAAACCCUCUUGUAAUUUUGAUUCCAUGUUAGGCUCUAAUAGAGAAGCAAUUGAGGGCAUGGAAUUUGUGGAAAUGGGUUUUCCUGAUAUGAUGAGAAAAUUAGAUCCUAUGAAUUCAUGUUUGGAUGCUUUGAAUGGUGAGAUUGGUGAUUAUUUUAGCAGAACACUACAUUCCCCUGCUUAUAGCAACACUUCAAAUUCCUCUUUUGGGGAAUUGGACCCUGGGUUAAGCCUUUCAAGCCCUGUCAUUGUAUCUAAUACUCAAAAAUCAUCACUAAUUGAUUUGAAGUUGGGGAGGUUGGGUGAUUGCAAAGAAGCCAAGAAUAGUAUAUUUUCGAACGAAAUAUCAGUUUUAUCUUCAUCUGGAUCUUCAUUGAAAUCAAAGAGAGCUCGUCUGGAGAAUUUGUCUUCUCAGAAUCCUGUUUGCCAAGUUCACGGGUGUAACAAGGACUUAAGCUCCUCAAAGAGUUACCACAAAAGGCAUAAAGUUUGUGAUAUUCACUCAAAGACUGCUAGAGUUAUUGUCAAUAGCAUUGAGCAAAGGUUUUGUCAACAGUGUAGCAGGUUUCAUUUGCUGGCUGAAUUUGAUGAUGGAAAACGCAGUUGUCGAAAACGCCUUGCAGGCCACAAUGAGCGUCGAAGAAAGCCUCAAUUGGAUUUUGUCUCUGGUAAGCCGCACAAGUUACUUCGAUAUUAUGAUGGUAUCAACUCCUCUGCCCUUUUUCCCUUCCAACUGUUGUGUGUCAUAUUCAAUCACCCUGGCUUUGUCCUAAAAAGAAACUUCUAAAUGGUUAACUAGUAUUUAGAUAUAUGUCACUAAUAUGCAAGACUAGUGACAGACUCGAUCUCAGAAACAGAACUCUUAUUUCUCCCACCCUAUCGAGACUUGCAAUUAAAAGCGACACUUUGUUUUUCUCCUUAUACCAUAUUCGUUAUGUCUUGUUGUCUUGACUAUUAAAUUUGUCAGUUUAUGAAGAGGACAAUUUACUAACAUAAUUCUUCCUCAACGCGUGAAGCGAAAUUUAAAAGAAAAAUGGAACCCAACUUUUUGCAGGACAGCAAGAUGCCAAGAUCAUUCAAUUAAUGUACACUAAACCUAACCCACGAACCUAACCCACUACAUCCACCCCACUAAACCUAACACACUUACCAU
Molecule: messenger RNA, 1416 nt
Organism: Camellia sinensis
Lineage: Eukaryota; Viridiplantae; Streptophyta; Magnoliopsida; Ericales; Theaceae
Source: RefSeq, a predicted model, not a curated record